Lotus japonicus is the source of this 695-nucleotide messenger RNA. RefSeq names its product glutaredoxin-C11-like. NCBI's taxonomy places the organism in Eukaryota, Viridiplantae, Streptophyta, Magnoliopsida, Fabales, Fabaceae. The transcript has a single exon. The record is from RefSeq and is a predicted model, not a curated record. Bases 83 to 391 code for a protein of 102 amino acids.
AAUCUCAAAGUCCACCAAGCAAAACAGAACAAUUACACAAGCUUUCCUAGACUUAACUUUGUUUUCCCCCAAAUUUUCAGUAAUGGACAGAGUGAAGGAUUUGGCAUCAAAGAGAGCUGCUGUUGUAUUCACCAAGAGUUCGUGCUACAUGUGUCACAGCAUCACACAGCUCUUCUAUGAGCUUGGAGCAAGCCCUGCAGUGCAUGAGCUUGACAAUGAUCCCUAUGGCAAGGAAAUGGAGAAGGCUUUGAGGAGCUUGGGAUGUAGCCCUUCGGUUCCUGCAGUUUUCAUUGGUGGGAAAUUCGUAGGGUCUUCAAGAGAUGUGAUUUCCCUCCAUGUUGAUGGUUCUCUGAAACAAAUGCUCAUGGCUGCAAGGGCCAUUUGGUUUUAGCUAUGAGACUUUGAAUAAGCUCCAUAUAUAGCAGUAGCUAGCAGGAAGGAGCAUUGAUCGAUGCUGACAGUGUUAAAGAGUUAUGGGACACACCUUGUUUUUCUUGAGUGUCCUGUUUUGAUUGUGUGGAAAAAAUGUAUGUAAAUAAGUAGUCUUGGUUUUUUUUUUCUUUCUGGUUUUCACUUAAAGGCUAUAUAGCCCACUGUGGCAAAUGCCUACGAAGUUAUAUGAAUCUUGUUCAAUGAUCAUGGGGGAGAAAACUACUCUCCUUUAAGUUAAUGCAAUUUUAAACUUUCUGGGAAUA